This is a messenger RNA of Mercenaria mercenaria, 1848 nucleotides long. RefSeq lists its product as uncharacterized. Bases 1 to 1596 code for a protein of 531 amino acids. The record is from RefSeq and is a predicted model, not a curated record. The transcript has 3 exons. NCBI's taxonomy places the organism in Eukaryota, Metazoa, Mollusca, Bivalvia, Venerida, Veneridae.
AUGGGGUAUUCAAAUAAAGAGGAAGAAUAUCCAGUCAAAGGUGAAUAUCCAGCUAACUCUCAGUUUGAAGAUAAAUGGGCAUCCUGCUUACAAACUAAAAACGAAAGUCAAAUAAGAAAACUACUUCUGGAUAAAAUUAUUCCGAAAUCAGCCAAUCUCGAUGUUGCAUACAGUAUCUUUGAACACUCCUAUGAUCUUCUUGGGGAAAUAUUUGCAUUGGUUUCAGAGUACAUAAAGAAUAAGUCACCAGACAUUCUCGGAGUGUACGCGGCAUAUGAUGAUAGAAAGAAUUCCGAAAAAAGAUAUUGCUUUUUGGUGUUCACAAAGCAAUCUGCGACAAGACCAAUACAUUUGAAGGUGAAAUAUCCAAUCAAGAUUGUUUGUGCCGAUGAUUGUAGUCAAGAAGAUGAAAAUGUUGUUAAAGAAAUCUUGAAAAGCUACAGCCCAUCUCUAAAAAUAAGUCAAGAAGAAUCCAAACUGAAUAAAUGUGUAUCGGAACAUUCCGAACGACUUAUGAAAGAGACAAAAAAUAUUACAUUAAUAACAACUUGCAUGUACAAAUCACAAAACUAUCAACUUGGAAAACCUCUUAAUUUGUUAGAAAUUCCAUGUAUAGUUAUACUUGUCAUGCAAAAGUACUGGAUACCAAUUGGGAGUAAGCCACUGCCGGAGAAACUCAACGGCAUCUCCGUGGAUGUACGAGAGGGUAUUGCAGUUCAAUUUACAGGAAAACUACCCACGGAAAAAUACGACAACGUACGCAUUGGCUGUAAAAUUGAAAGCAGCCUUCUUCAAGGAUCUGAUCAUCCAUCCCGUGUUUGCAAUGAAGGAACGCUUGGUGGAUUUAUACUUGGUACAAGUUCUAAAAUUUACGGAUUUACGUGUGCACAUAUUCUUUUUCCUGAGGAAACGUUGCAGAAAAUGCAAAAGGAUGAGCAGAUAUAUGUUGGAAAGAAUUUUGAACUUAAUGUUAGAAAACCGCAAGCAGAGAUAUCGAGUCUAAACACAAUUGUAAAAUGUCUAGAAGAAAGGAAAGUAUACCAAACAAGCUGUGAACAGAACGACUAUUUUGGAACUGUUGAGUUGGCAUUGUACGUACGAGGAGGUUCAUAUUAUUGUACUGGAGUUGAUUUUGCCCUCCUGAAAAUCGAUGAUGUACGGGUUCCAAACACAACUGAAUUCCCAUAUGUUAAUAAGCUAAGAACAUCUGACAGAGAAACAGAGGGCGCUUCGGUAGAAAGAGAAUUUCAUUUUAAUUCUGGAAAGGUAAUUGAAAAGGAUUUGAGACAUGGCGAUAAAGUUAUUAAGUAUGGAUGUAAAACACUACUGACGGAGGGAAUUUUCCGCGGGAAAAAUAGGUUUAAAUUCCUUGACGGUGAGAUGUGGCAUGGGCAGUGCGAAAUUAUUGCUGAGAGUGGUUUUGCAGAACCAAGUGAUUCCGGAUCCCUUGUAUUCAAACAAAAUGAUCGCGAUCUAGAAGCUGCUGGUAUUCUUGUAGGUGGCACUACAGCUCGAUUUGCGGUGACUUCAUUUCCAGACAUAAUAGAAACAACCGGUUUAGGAGACAUAAAAUUUCUGAAAUUUGAUGGCACGUAGACUCCCUGUAACGACACCUGUUUAAAAGAUAUGAAAGGGAAGGUCUAAUAAUAAGUGUAUGUUGUCCAAAGUGAAGAAUAACUAUGAUCGUAAGGAAUUUUUCAGCUUGUAACAUAUAGAACAUUUGAUUACGGUUACGUUAGUUCUGCAAUCUCGGGUUUUUUGCUUUUGCUACAUCGUUGAAUUCGAUUAAACCCAGAUGUUUCACAACUUGUACUUAGAAAAUAAGGCAAAUUAAAAAUGUACGAUCGU